Molecule: messenger RNA, 2263 nt
Organism: Lytechinus variegatus (green sea urchin)
Lineage: Eukaryota; Metazoa; Echinodermata; Echinoidea; Temnopleuroida; Toxopneustidae
Exons: 1
Coding region: 315-1733 (472 amino acids)
Biological process (GO): DNA recombination; DNA integration
Molecular function (GO): DNA binding
Source: RefSeq, a predicted model, not a curated record
GUCAAUUGCGCGUCACGUGAUAUGAUCGAAUCAGUGUAUUUUCCCAGCCAGUCCACCUUCGAUGAAAAUAUUGACUAGUUGGUCCACGAAUAUAUUUUUCACGUGUCUGGCGCCCUCUCUUGGAUUAGAUGUUACCAAUUACAGGAAAAUAACAUAGGUGGGACUAAAGUAGCUAUCGUUUGCAAUCGAUCACAACUCGAUAUCAAUAUUGCAAUAAAUUUUCAGGCCGAGUAUAUACCGCGUAGGCCUAAUAGGAUUUAGUGCAGUGAGUCCGGUCCACGUCCAGUCCCAGUUUAAUUCAAUAAUACUUCAAAAUGGAGCCUAGAUUUGUGCUAAUGAGCAAUGAGGAAUUAGACCAGCUUUUGGACAAUAAGGAUUCUAAAUCUACCAAGAAUGUUGUGAAACAGGCGAUAGAUAUAUUCAGUUGCUAUUGUAGGGCAAAGUCUCUUGACGUUGGAAAAGUGGAGACGGAAUACUCGGAGCAAGAGUUAUGCGAGUGCAUUCGAUCAUUCUACGCAGAGGUGCGGCGGGGAAAUGGCCAAUGUUACGCAAAGAGUUCCAUGAUCACAAUACGCUAUGGUCUCCAAAAGCACUUUCUUAAAACAAAGGCAAUGGGCAUUGUGAACAGUGUUGAAUUUAGACGUGCAAACGACAUGUUUGCUGCAGUCCUCCAUAAACUGAAAGCUGAAGGAAAGGGUUCAAUUACACACAAGGAUCCUAUUAGUAAGGAAGACUUUAAAAAAAUAAUGACUUCGCGAGCCUUGGACCGUUCUACUCCGAGAGGUCUCCAAAAUGCUGUGUUUGUGAAUCUAAUGUUACACCUGUGUAACAGAGGCAGGGAGAAUCUUAAGGAUCUAAGGACAGAGGACUUCGCUAUUGCUACAGAUUCGAGCAACAGGAGAUAUGGUUAUCUUGCGAAGGAUAAGCUGACUAAAAAUCACAGAGGAGACAAAGAUGAUGAUUCAAAGAGCCAAUGUGGUCGGAUGUAUGAGACGAAGGAUGAAAAUUGUCCCGUCAAGUCAUUCUGUGAAUAUGUUUCGCAUCUGAAUUGUGAUUUUCCAUUUUUUUGGCAUCGACCAAAAUCAAUUUCGCCUCAAGAAAAUGUCACACUUGGAAGCGGUCCUGGACCAGGGACAGUAGAACAAGACCAAAAUGUGCCAUGGUAUGAUCAUCAGGUUGUUGGUAAGAAUGCAUUGGGGAACAAAAUGAAAAGCAUUAGCAUUGAAGCUAACACGUCAAGGCCCUACACAAACCAUUGCAUUAGAGCCACAACUAUCACUACGUUAGAUGAGCAAGGAUUUGAGGCCAGGCAUAUCAUGACGGUUUCAGGACAUAAAAGUGAGAGCAGUCUUAAACAUUACUCUCGAGUUGACGAAGGACACAAACGACAAAUGAGCUUAUGCUUGUCAGAAAAAUGUCAGUCAAAAGUUAGGCUUUCUACUAGUCCAAGUAGUACAACAAGGUCUAAUGGUGCUAGAUCUGGUCCUGGUCCUGGAUCUGGUCCAGCAAAAGAAAGAUCAGGACCACCAUGUACAGUCAGCAGGCCACCACGUAGUCCUGUUUCAUCUCACCCACCACCAGAAUCUGCACCUGAUGUUAUGACUCAGCCUCAGGAUCUACAGAGAUCCACAUUGGGUCCUGGACCAAGUCCUGGAACGACAUCAGAGAGAUCAGCCUCAGGGAAACCUUGUGGUACAAUCAGCAGGCCGCCAUCUAGUCCUGUUAUAUCUUAAUUUUUUGCAAAUGUUACGGCUCAGAAUCAACAUGGAUCUCGGUCAGCCCUGUGUCCUGGACCGGACUCACAGUCCUCGCCUCAAAUGAACUUUGUAUCAAACAAAUUGGAUGUGGACCAGAAAAGGGUCGUACAGUACCACUUUCAUCAGUGUACUGUAAACAUAAUAAACAAGUAGACAAUACUGCAUCGUACCUUAUGUAAAUAUGUUGCGUUCGUGUUUGUUGUUAUACGUUGAACAGUUGGAACAAUUGGAAUUUCAUUGGAAUAUAGACUACCACUAGACUAGGACUUAGGAUUUUUGUUUUUGGCUUUAUCUCUGUUGGAAUUGGAAGUUUUGCAAGGAAUGGAUCUGGUAAGUAAAUUCUAUAUUUAAUGUUAGUUUUAAGGCUUAUGUAGAUCUAGUUUAAUCUAGGCCUAGGUCUAACGUUCAUUUCUUUACAAAUUAGAGUCUCGUUAAAAAAUCUCCAUCAUUUUAGGCUAUCUAAUAUAACAGAUAUUGACUGAUUGGGUGUGUAAAAUAAACAUUCU